Molecule: messenger RNA, 3035 nt
Organism: Dermacentor albipictus
Lineage: Eukaryota; Metazoa; Arthropoda; Arachnida; Ixodida; Ixodidae
Source: RefSeq, a predicted model, not a curated record
UGGCGACACCAGUGACUGCACAGCGGCGGAGGACCGCUUUCAGAAUUCGCUGCAAGAAUCCUUCACGUGCGGUGCCGUUACGGCCUCGUCAGCGAUGCCUCCAUUCUUCCAAGCCUCCCUCCUGAUAGCAGAAGAUUCAACAUCAGUGGAAGCAGGCAUGCUCCUUGUGCAGUCGCAGUUAUUCCGCUGCAUCGGCUGCGCACUAUUGACUGUCGCCAUCGAAUUCUGCUGCACGGAUUUGGAUGUCGGAGGACUGUACCCCAAAAGACCCGGUGAUAUUCAUCGAGCCGUGGCAGUUCUUCCUGUGCAUCGGUGGUGGACUCAUAUCGCUACUUCUCUGCUGCCACCAUCGGCACAAAGGCAAUGGAUGACCGCCUCACGUGUGAACUCGUGUUGUCUGGAACUGAGUGCGACUCCAUACAUGAUGAGCAGGAACAAAGUGACUGCGAAAGAGCAAUCGAGGAACACCAUAGCGUGAAGGCAGCGUUUCUCGGUAACACCGACGUUGCCCUCAUGGCACGGAUUGUAUACGCCGGUGGAAGCGGGCCUGUCUGUCACGUGACUUGAAGACUGCACAGCGGCGGAGGACCACUUUCAGAAUUCGCUGCAAGAAUCGUUCACGUACGGUGCCGUUACGUACUCGUCAACGAUGGCUCCAUUCUUCCGAGCCUCCCUCCUGAUCUCCUGAUAGCAGAAGAAAUUGGCUGCGCAGUUUUGGAUGCCAUGGGAUUCAACAUCAGUGGAAGCAGGCACGCUCCCUGUGCAGUCGCAGUUAUUCAGCUGCAUCGGCUGCGCACUAUUGACUGUCGCCAUCGGAAUUCACUGUGCAGUUUUGGAUGCCUGGGGAAUUCUGCUGCCCGGAUUUGGAUGUCGGAGGACUGUACCCCAAAAGACCCGGUGAUAUUCAUCGAGCAGUGGCAGUUCUUCCUGUGCAUCGGUGGUGGACUCAUAUCGCUACUUCUCUGCUGCCACCGUCGGCACAAAGGCUGUAGUCGACCGCCUCACGUGUGAACUCGUCUUGUCUGGAACGGAUUGUGACACAAUACAUGAUGAACAGGAACGAAGUGACCGCGAGAGAGCGAUCGAGGACCACCAUAGCGUGAAGGUACCGUCUGCAACAAGUCAAGCAGGGAAACUCUCAGAAAUUUCAUUGCCACCAGCAAUUUUAAGGCUUCUUGUAAACCUGUCAAGGAAUUUGGUGAGCCUUCCACAAGCAUGGCUGUGCAUGGCAUCGUACAACUAUAGAUUCUACAUCAAUGGAAGCAGGCAUAUUCCCCGUGCAGUGGCAGUUAUUCACCUGCAUUGGAUGCGCACUCAUCACUAGUUCCCUGCUGUCACCACGGGAAGCACUGGCCGAGCGGGAUGCUGCGGCCCCGUUGAGUUCAUUGACAUAUUGGAGGAGGCAAAUCAGGAGGGUCCACGCAGGCUCUUCGGCGUAAAUAGAGGCGCAAAGGCCAUAGACCACCUGAGGUGUGGACUCGUUCUUUUCUGGAACGGACUGCAUGGCACUCGACAUCUGGCGACCGGGAGCAAAGCGACAGCGAGAGGACGCUGGAUGAUCUAGCAAGCGGGAAGGUACUUUCUCCAACACCACUGAACGCCAGACAGCUGGAGGACCACCCAACGGUUCUCAUUCACAAGAAAGGCGACGAGUCCAACCCCCGAAGCUGGGACCCUAUCGCACUUGGCGACACAGCCGCCAAGCUCUACGCCAAGUGCCUAGGAGGGCGAUUGCAAGACUGGCUGGGAGAGCACAGCAUCCUCUCCCCUUGCCAGAAUGCGCUUAUCCCUCACGACGGAGUGUUUGAGCACAACUUUGUCCUUCGGGAACAAAGCCCGCAGCGGUGAUGGGGACGUCUGCGUCACGUUCCUCGAUUUCCCCAGCGCCUAUGGGUCCAUUCCCCAUCAGGCGUUGUUAGAUGCACUUUGGGGAGCUGGCGCAAUCAAUUCGUUGACCUCAUCGCCGACUUGUACACCGACAACCGUACGAGGAUCGUCGCUGCAGGCGGCAUCAACCCGCCCAUCCCCAUCCUUGAUGGGAUCCGUCAGGGCUGUCCUCUCAGCGGGCUAUUGUUUAACCUUGUCGUUGACCUCAUCAUUGGGGACAUAUAGGGUGGUGAUCGUGCACAUAACAUCCUGGCUUACGCCGCCAAUUUCGACACCCUUAGCCGCCAAUACCGUGGUGUUGCAGGCCCGCAUUAAGCGUAUUGAAGCUCUUGCUUCGGAGAUUGGUCUGGCCCUCAACCCCACCAAAUGCCGCUCCCUCCACCUGCGCGGAGUCCAUCCGGUGGCCGGGGACCAGAUCCCCGAACAAGGGGCUGUUUGUUGGUCAUGCAGUGGCAGAGUACGUGGGGUAAGGUCUCCCGCACGUACCCACAGACUGCACCGCUGGUCACGGCCGGACAUCCACGGGCAGGAUCCGUUUAAGGGUAGAAGGUUCAGCCGGGCCUUGUGAAUGAACCGCCAGGCCGCAAACCGGGAGGACCCCGGAGUGCACAAAGUGAGAACUGGCGGGGUCGGUGGCCACGCACUGCAGCACCUUGCCUUGGCUCGGUUUGCUGUGGAAAACCGAAUCCCUGGCAGCCGAUUGAAUGGCGCGAGGCCAGCAACUGCAGCACAACAAAUCCAGCAAGAAAUUGCCGCCAGUCAUUUUAAGGCUUCAUUGCAACCUGGAAUAUACGUGGUGCAUCAUUCUACAGAAAUAGAUUUGCCUGUCAUCGGACAACUGUUUGCAAGCUGGCCCCCUGCGUGGCACUUGUCUAGACUGGCUAUGCUUCCGUAAUUUCUUCAUCGCGAAUUUAUAGCUAAUACAUAAUUUUUUUACUACGAAGAAGAAAGUAUGGACUUGCCAGUACAUAGUUUCCUCGCCGUUUGCAUGUGGUGCCGAGAGCACGCGUUAUGUAAUUUAACAUUACAUGGAAUGUAUUAUUCAGAAAUCUCAAAAGGAAUGGUACAUAUUAACCUUUUAUUCAACACAUGAGCCGAGUAACGCCUUCCAAAAGGAAUAGAAUAUUAAAGUAACGAAAAACAAUUUA